This is a messenger RNA of Mycosarcoma maydis (corn smut), 1662 nucleotides long. RefSeq lists its product as uncharacterized. NCBI's taxonomy places the organism in Eukaryota, Fungi, Basidiomycota, Ustilaginomycetes, Ustilaginales. Gene Ontology annotation, cellular component: mitochondrion; cytosol; cytoplasm. Gene Ontology annotation, molecular function: ATP binding; tetrahydrofolylpolyglutamate synthase activity. The record is from RefSeq and is a predicted model, not a curated record. Gene Ontology annotation, biological process: tetrahydrofolylpolyglutamate biosynthetic process. The transcript has a single exon. The coding region runs from base 1 to 1662 and encodes 553 amino acids.
AUGUCGACAUCAAUCCAAGUCAAGAGCAGCAACACGGGUGCAGCUCGCACCUACGAUGACGCCAUUGACGCGCUCAACUCGCUGCAGAGUAAUGCGGCCACCAUUGAGGCGUUGCGCAAGUCGGGGGGUAGGCUGCUCGAUUUUGCCAUUCCCGAGAUGGUCGAGUAUCUGGAACGCAUCGGCUAUACCACUUCGGAUCUCAACCGUCUCAACGUCAUUCACAUUACUGGCACCAAGGGCAAAGGCAGCACUUGCGCGUUCGUUGAUUCGUUGCUUGGCCAACUUACUCCUGUCAAUGCCUCUGCGAAGCCAAAAGUAGGACUGUAUACCUCACCUCAUAUGACUAGCGUUCGCGAACGUAUUCGCAUCAAUGGCCAGCCGGUAACGCACGAGCUGUUCACAAAGUACUUUUGGCAGGUUUGGGACAGGCUCUCGGAAAACCCGACGCGCAAGUUUGACCUUACUCCGCUGCGACCGGUCUACUUUCGCUUCUUGACGCUGCUUGCGUUCCACAUCUUUCUGAGUGAAGGCGUUCAGCCGGUGAUUCUGGAGGUGGGCAUCGGUGGAAAAUACGACUCGACCAACAUUGUCCCCAAAUGCGUGGUAGCUGGCAUCACCCAGCUCGGACUGGAUCACACUGCCAUUCUUGGCAACACGGUGGAAGAGAUCGCUGUACAGAAAGCAGGCAUCUUCAAACCACAGGCGCCGGCGGUAUGUUGGGCGCAACAGCCGGGUAAGGCGUUGGAGCAAGUCAAACAGGUAGCCAACCAGGUGGGCGUGAGCGAUCUCAAGAUUGUCAAUCUGCAUCCCGCGUUUCAGUCGGAUGUGGAUGCGCUGGGAAGAUCAGAUGUCGACACGGUCAGCCUGGGUCUACCCGGAUUUCAUCAGCGUACAAAUGCGAGUGUGGCGUUGGAGCUGGUCAAUACGUAUCUAGAUUCCGAAGCAGGGCGUGCCAUGUUCAAGGAGACAUCGCAUCGUGCCUCAACAUGCCAGAGUGACGUGCUAGCGAGCUGGCAGAAAAAGGGCUUGGAAGAGGCGAGAUGGCCAGGAAGGUGCCAAACGGUGCGCAGCUCGCUUCAAGAGUUGGGAUUGACUUGGUAUCUGGACGGAGCACACACGACCGACUCGCUCGGCGUCUGUCUUGAAUGGUUUACCACGAUCCAGCCGCGUCAAGCACAGUCGAAGCGCAAUCGACGCAUUUUCGUGUUCAACUGCACCAACGGACGUAGCGCACACGAGCUGCUCUCCUCUGUGCUCGACACUGUCGAGAAGAGCCUUGCUGGCGACGAGACAGGCUGCCAAUAUCGACGGGCCAAGGAUUACUUUGACGAGGUCAUCUUUACCACCAACAUCACGUUUGAAGGAGGUGGGUGGUCGUCGGAACUGACAUCCAAGCUGCUUGACGACAAGGACCUGGUCAAUCUGACGGUGCAAAACCAGCUGGCUGAGACGUGGAAGCAGUUGGUACCGGAGUCGUCAACCAAGGUGCGCAUCACAGCCAGCAUCCAAGCGAUGCACGACCAUGUGAUGGAGGUAGCACGAGAAGGGCAAGGUGUCGACUGCCUGGUCUCUGGCUCGCUUCAUCUGGUCGGAGGUGUCAUGGCUCAUCUGCAGCACAGCGGCUGCCUGGAUGAUUCGCUGGUUUCGACGGUGCGUGCUUGA